Molecule: messenger RNA, 3505 nt
Organism: Loxodonta africana (African savanna elephant)
Lineage: Eukaryota; Metazoa; Chordata; Mammalia; Proboscidea; Elephantidae
Gene: PLA2G6
Product: phospholipase A2 group VI
Exons: 17
Coding region: 198-2711 (837 amino acids)
Biological process (GO): cardiolipin acyl-chain remodeling; positive regulation of ceramide biosynthetic process
Cellular component (GO): mitochondrion
Molecular function (GO): protein binding
Source: RefSeq, a predicted model, not a curated record
CGGGCCGCAGGGCUCGCGGCACGGGGGCGGGGCUGUAGCGGCGGCAGGACCGUCACGUGGUCUGGGGAACGUUUGUUUGCGGAAGUAGAAGGCGCUGAGUAAGCCGAGGUUCCCGCAGGCCCAGAAUCAGGGAGCAACGCUGGUGGGGAGCGAUCUGGGUGCCUGUGCAGGAACCCGCUGCACUUGGUGAGGUGGGCAUGGGAGACCGCGCCCAGCUGACCAGAGACCCUGUUCUCUUCCAGUCUGAGGGGGCAGGCAGCCAGGCCUCUGCGCCCAGCCCACGGAAGAUGCAGUUCUUCGGCCGCCUGGUCAACACCCUCAGUAGCGUCACCAACUUGUUCUCUAACCCGUUCCGGGUGAAAGAGGUGUCUGUAGCAGACUACAACGUGAGCAGCCGGGUUCGAGAGGAAGGGCAACUGGUUCUGUUCCACAACACCCCCAAUCGCACCUGGGACUGCGUCCUGGUCAACCCCAGGAACUCACAGAGUGGAUUCCGGCUCUUCCAGCUGGAGGUGGAGGCCGACGCCCUGGUGAACUUCCAGCAGUACUCUUCCCAGCUGCUGCCCUUCUACGAGAGCUCGCCCCAGGUCCUGAACGUAGAGGUCCUGCAGCAUCUGACUGACCUCAUCCGCAACCACCCCAGCUGGUCGGCGGCCCACUUGGCGGUGGAAUUGGGGAUCCGGGAGUGUUUCCGCCACAGCCGCAUCAUCAGCUGUGCCAACAGCACCGAGGUUGAGGAAGGCUGCACACCCCUGCACCUGGCCUGCCGCAAGGGUGACGGGGAGACCCUGGUGGAGCUGGUGCAGUACUGCCACGCCCAGAUGGACGUCACCGACAAAAGCGGAGAGACCGCCUUCCACUACGCUGUCCAGGGUGACAACCCCCAGGUGCUGCAGCUCCUAGGCAAGGGCGCAUCGGCCGGCCUGAACCACGUCAACAACCAAGGGCUGACCCCGCUGCACCUGGCCUGCCAGAUGGGGAAGCAGGAGAUGGUGCGCGUGCUGCUUCUCUGCAAUGCCCGAUGCAACGUCCUGGGGCCUGGCGGCUACCCCAUCCACACCGCCAUGAAGUUCUCCCAGAAGGGGUGUGCUGAAAUGAUCAUAGGCAUGGACAGCAACCAGAUCCACAGCAAAGACCCUCGCUAUGGAGCCAGUCCCCUGCACUGGGCCAAGAAUGCAGAGAUGGCCCGCAUGCUGCUGAAGCGGGGCUGCGACGUGAACAGCACCAGCUUCGCGGGAAACACAGCCCUGCACGUGGCAGUGAUGCGCAACCGCUUCGAAUGCGUCAUGGUGUUGCUGACCUACGGGGCCAACGCUGAUGCCCGCGGCGAGCACGGCAACACCCCGCUGCACCUGGCCAUGUCGAAAGACAACGUGGAGAUGAUCAAGGCCCUCAUUGUCUUUGGGGCAGAGGUGGAUACCCCAAAUGACUUUGGGGAGACUCCUGCAUUCAUAGCCAACAGAGUCAGCAAACUUGUUACCAGGAAGACGCUCUUAACUCUGCUGAGAACUGUAGGGGCCGACUACCACUUCCCACUCACCCCCGGGGACCCCAUGGAACAGGGCUCUGCAGCAUCACAGCACCCCCUCUUCUCCCUGGAAAGAGCACAGCGCCCAUCAGUCAGCCUAAGCAACCUAGAGCUGCAGGAUAUUACACACAUCACCCGGGCCCGGAAGCCGGCCUUCAUCCUGAACUCCCUGCGGGACGAGACGCGCAGCCGCGACCACCUGCUCUGCCUGGACGGAGGGGGUGUGAAAGGACUCGUCAUCAUCCAGCUCCUCAUCGCCAUCGAGAAGGCCUCAGGCGUCGCCACCAAGGACCUCUUUGACUGGGUGGCUGGGACCAGUACGGGGGGCAUCCUGGCCCUGGCCAUUCUGCACAACAAGUCCAUGGCCUACAUGCGCGGCGUGUACUUCCGCAUGAAGGACGAAGUGUUCCGGGGCUCACGGCCCUACGAGUCGGGACCUCUGGAGGAGUUUCUGAAGCGGGAGUUCGGUGAGCACACCAAGAUGACAGACAUCAAGAAACCCAAGGUGAUGCUGACAGGGACACUGUCUGACAGGCAGCCUGCUGAACUCCACCUCUUCCGGAAUUACGAUGCCCCGGAUACCAUACGGGAACCUCGGUUCAGCCAGAAUGCUAACCUAAGGCCUCCAACCCAGCCCUCAGAACAGCUGGUGUGGAGGGCAGCCCGCAGCAGUGGGGCAGCCCCCACCUACUUCCGGCCCAAUGGGCGCUUCCUGGAUGGUGGGCUGCUGGCCAACAACCCCACGCUGGACGCCAUGACUGAGAUACACGAGUACAACCAGGACAUGAUUCGCAAGGGUCAGGGCCACAAGGUGAAGAAACUCUCCAUCGUCGUCUCCCUGGGGACAGGGAGGUCCCCACAGGUACCCGUGACCUGCGUGGAUGUCUUCCGUCCCAGCAACCCCUGGGAACUGGCCAAGACUGUUUUUGGGGCCAAGGAACUGGGCAAGAUGGUGGUGGACUGUUGCACGGAUCCGGACGGGCGGGCAGUGGACCGGGCGCGGGCGUGGUGCGAGAUGGUCAGCAUCCAGUACUUCAGAUUGAACCCUCAGCUGGGGACGGACAUCAUGCUGGACGAGGUCAGCGAUCUGGUGCUGGUCAACGCCCUCUGGGAGACCGAGGUCUACAUCUAUGAGCACCGGGACCAGUUCCAGAAGCUUAUCCAGCUGCUGCUUGAGCCCUGAGGCGUCCAGACCCAGCACCGCCCCCCACCCCACCCCACCCAACCAGCCCCUGCUGGGGAGGCCCGGCGAGGCCCAGACCUUGGAGCACUGGACAGUGCUGGCACCUCAGUUGUGCCUUGGACAGGCCGGGGUCCAUGAGGCACCGAGCUUCUAGCCUGAGGCCAGUCCUGAAGGCUUUUCUCCCCCUUCUGUUCUCACCUGGCAUUUUUUUAUUCCAGGCUUUAAAAGCCUAGAGCUUCACCGGGCCCCUCUCCCUGACAUAAAGGGGCCUCUGACAACUAACUGACAGGAUCCCUCAACCUGUCAGCUGAAACACUAAGGGUGCCCAUGUGCCUCACCCCGGACCCAGCUCUGGCCUCCCACAGGGCCCUGGAAGGCCACCCCAGCAUCUCAGCGCCCCCUCCAGGUUCCUUGGUGGGUGAGACUUUCCCCUUCCGCCCUCUCCCCCAUACCCUUUCUUUCCCUGGGGGGCAAGGGCUAGAGAAAGGGGAUGUCCCCCACCACUUUAGCCAGGGAAACCUCAGGCUCCAGGAGCGAGAGGACCCGUUUGACUUUGCCCCUCAACACACCCACUGCCCACACCCCUCAGACCUACCCCGCCUUAGCUCUCCCGGCUCUCAAAGGUCACUCCUGGGGAUUCAUUUCUUCCUCCCAACAAGGAAGCGUUUUAAGGGUGUGCCUGGGGCUGCAAUGAGGAAGGGCUCAGGGGCCUCCCCAAAACUGAAAUAAACUGUGGGUUCAAGUUGGCUCAUGUUGUGUUCAUUGUGGUGUGGUGCAGCCCCCCACCCCCCAUG